GGGAACUAUCUUGCCUCAUUGCAGACGCGCAUCCCAGCUGUUUCACGUUGCCAAAAUUCUGCGCAAGCUGCUAUCCCACGAUCUCCACACAGGGCAAGCUUGCUGGAUAAUAGGGGGGAUCCUCAAGUGGCUGUUUUUGACAUAAAGCACCCCCGACAUCUGCGUCCACAAUGCAGAGGCUUUCCGAUGCGGCUACCGUAGUUUGGAUAGGCUGUGUGUAGUGGAUAUUUUGUGGAUGGUGGCCCCGAGGAGAAGCUGUGAGGCUGGGGAGUCGGGGGCAUCAGCCGGGCCGAUAGAGGAGCGUUAGCAAGCUAGCAUUUGUGGGUCAACUCAGUGGCAUUUUCGUGAAAACACUACCUGGUUUGGCUCAGUCAUCAUGGCCACGAACGGUAACAGUUCAUCGCCUGGGAUGGGAGAGAUCAUCCAGUUAAAUGUCGGGGGGACAAGGUUCAGCACAUCCAGACAAACUCUGAUGUGGAUCCCAGACUCUUUCUUCUCAAGUUUACUGAGUGGGAGGAUAUCCACUCUGCGGGAUGAAACUGGAGCUAUAUUUAUUGACAGAGACCCCACAGCAUUUGCACCUAUUCUCAACUUUCUCCGAACCAAAGAACUGGACUUGCGAGGUGUCAACAUCAGUGUGCUGCGACACGAAGCGGAGUUCUAUGGAAUCACUCCUUUAGUGAGACGCCUGCUGCUAUGCGAGGAACUGGACCGCUCAUCAUGUGGUAGUGUUCUCUUCCAUGGUUACCUGCCUCCCCCAGCUGUCCCUACUCGAAAUUCAUCUUGUGAUGAGCGACCGGGUCCCAGUGGAGCGGAGGGCUUCGCCCGUGUUGUUCCCCUUCCUCAUCCUCCUUUGCCUGGAACAGAUGACUCAGAGAAACUGGAUUUCAUGGUUGACCCCAGGAAAGUGCUGAUUAUAGCAGGACAUCACAACUGGAUUGUUGCAGCUUAUGCACACUUUGUCAUCUGCUACAGGAUAAAGGAAUCAUCAGGAUGGCAGCAAGUGUUUUCCUCACCCUACCUUGACUGGACCAUUGAACGUAUAGCACUUAAUGCUAAAGUGGUGGGUGGUCCACAUGGAGACAAGGACAAGAUGGUGGCUGCUGCCUCUGAAAGCAGGAUUAUCCUCUGGAGUAUCCAAGAUGGAGGCAGUGGAAAUGAAAUUGGUAUAUUCAGUCUUGGUGUUCCUGUUGACGACCUCUUCUUCAUUGGGAAUCAGCUGGUGGCUACAAGCCACACGGGAAAGGUUGGUGUGUGGAACGCCGUCACACAACACUGGCAGGUUCAAGAUGUAGUUCCCAUCACCAGCUGUGACACAGCUGGGUCCUUCCUUCUACUGGGCUGCACCAAUGGCUCCAUCUAUUAUAUAGACAUGCAGAAGUUUCCUCUAAGGAUGAAGGACAACGAUCUCUUAGUAACUGAGCUUUAUCACGAUCCUUCAAACGAUGCCAUUACUGCACUGUCUGUGUACCUCACACCUAAAACCAGUGUGAGUGGGAACUGGAUAGAGAUAGCCUAUGGGACGAGCAGUGGUGCAGUGAGAGUGAUUGUUCAGCACCCAGAGACCGUAGGAUCGGGUCCUCAGCUCUUUCAGACAUUCACUGUACAUAGAAGCCCAGUGACAAAGAUUAUGUUAUCUGAGAAACAUCUAGUAUCAGUGUGUGCGGACAACAACCACGUUCGGACGUGGACGGUGACACGGUUCAGGGGGAUGAUCUCCACGCAGCCCGGCUCCACCCCUUUGGCUUCCUUUAAGAUUCUGUCCCUGGAGGAGACGGAGAGCCAUGGAAGCUACUGCUCUGGGAAUGAUAUAGGCCCCUUUGGAGAGAGAGAUGAUCAACAAGUUUUCAUCCAGAAGGUCAUCCCCAUCACAAACAAAUUGUUUGUGAGGCUCUCCUCAACUGGAAAAAGGAUCUGUGAGGUGCAAUCAGUGGAUGGAACCACUAUCACUUGCUUCAUGGUUCGGGAGUGUGAGGGUUCCAGCCGGAUGGGGUCCCGACCGCGUCGCUAUUUGUUCACCGGUCAUGGAAAUGGUAGUAUUCAAAUGUGGGACCUCACCACUGCGAUGGACACAGCCAACAAAGGUGAAGAGAGGAAGAAAGAUGAUGUAGGUGGCCCAACAGAGGAGGAGCUGCUUCAGCUGCUGGACCAGUGUGACCUUAGUACGUCUCGCUGUGCAACCCCAAAUAUAAGCCCCGCCCCCUCUGUGUUGCACCACACACGCCUCAGAGAGUCCAUGUCAAGUCUGCAGUUGCAGGCCCAGGAACCUAUUCCUGAGAGCCAGGCCACCUAUGGAGCUGUCCGGCCCUACAGAGAGAGCCCCCUGCUGGCCCGAGCUCGUCGAACUGAAUCCUUUAACAGCUGCAGAGACUUCCAGAACUUCAGCCUGAGCCAGAUAUCCAACACUGGACCCAACCAGAUCCCCGAUUCCCGGCGCUUGCUGUGUAACUUUGGGUCUGAGGACAGUGAGAGGAGCACCUCUGUCAUGGAGCUCUGGGCUUCCCGUAACACCGCAAACAUCUCAGUGACUAAAGCAGACGUGAGUCAAGAAUCACCACAGCAACCUCCAGACAGCCCAAUUCCAGGAGGGGACGUGAGACGAAAGGUGCAACCUCAGUCAGAGGAAGGAGAUGGCGUUGGAUCAGGGGGAGACGGGGUUAAAGCCGACGUAGCUGUGAGGAAGAGGGGAGUGCUAGAGGGGGCCUUUCUGGGGAGGAAGAGGGCUCCUCCAAUUCCAUCUCUCUCCUCUGGAUCUGAAGGUGGCGGCAGUGACUCAUCUGCAAACGCUUCGCCCUCCCCAACCAAACUGUCUUCCUCCACCUCUCCGCGACACAGGAAGCUGGCAGCUGAACCAUCUAGUCAUGACAGCAGCCUUUGAGAGCAACUCUUCCCCUGAUCAUUGGAAUUAACUUGUAGGUACAUGCAGGAGGUCAGUGCUAAACAUAAAGGCAAAAGAAGACCACACUAUGAGCUGCAAGAAAAGUCACUGUUUUACAUACAGGUGUGGCUCAUGAAGAAGCUACAAGUUUCCAACACUAUCAGUACGACAUUUGAGGAAUCAUGUCUUUCAAUAUUAUUCUUUACUUAAAUCUGCAAGUUGUAACUGGAGUGUCUUCUGCCUCAGGCUGCUUUUUGUGUUUCAAGUCCAUUUAAAAUCAGGUGGUGACAGUUUUAGGAUUCAAUCUUCUGUUUUCUCCUCCUGUGAGGAUGUUGCUCUCAAAAAACUUUAGGAGUGAAGCUAAAGCACAAGGUCACAGAUUAGGUCAAGUAAGGAAGAGCAGAGCCGGACAACCAAAACAGCAUAGUAUUAGUAACCAUGUGCUGAAAUGGAUGGUUACAAAAUAAAACUAACAAAGGCAUUACCUUCAGUUUGGUAAAAAUACCGACAUUUUAAAAAUGAAUUUAAAAUCUUGAUCUGUAUUAGAAAAUUUAAUGUAAGAAAUUGUCCUAGUAACAAAUAUUUACCUGAAAAAGCUCGACCAACCACCCAUGAGCUUUUUUGCCAUAUAUCUGCAAUAAUCAGAAUAAUAAGACUUCUUUAAACAGCAGACCUCAUUACACUGUCGUGCAGUUGAUGUUUAUGUAACUUACCUGAAUCAUGUUACCCUGUCCAAAAUAUUGGCAGCUACUUGAAUCCCAGAAUACUUUCGUUGCUGCAGCCAGAGUCAGAUGGGUUUACAUUAAGCAACAGCUGACAGGCAGCAGUUAGAUUGUGCAGGUCGGGCAUGCAAUACAAGCUGCACUGUUAAGUUGUGUCACAGCUCACAGCAUAGCAACAGUGAAGCAAAGAUUCAGAUCACAGACCUCGACUCCGGUAUUCAGAUGAAGGAUAUGGCUGAUGAUCAUGUGUGGUGACAUACUGUAGAUGUAAAAUAUACUUGGAUCUAGUCCAUGUUUUGUCAGUAGUGUACAUUGACUUUUUUUUGUGGCACUAGAGGCCUUUAUUUUUAAAUUUUUCCGACAGUAGGCAGACAGUAAAUAGGGGGAGAGAAAGGGGGAAGACAUUCAGCAAAGGUCUCUGGGUCCGGGACUUGCACCCGGGACGGCCGCUUCAAGGACCGUAGCCUCUAUACAGGUCCUUCUCAAAAUAUUAGCAUAUUGUGAUAAAGUUCAUUAUUUUCCAUAAUGUCAUGAUUCAUAUAUUUUAGAUUCA
Molecule: messenger RNA, 4153 nt
Organism: Girardinichthys multiradiatus
Lineage: Eukaryota; Metazoa; Chordata; Actinopteri; Cyprinodontiformes; Goodeidae
Gene: kctd3
Product: potassium channel tetramerization domain containing 3
Exons: 19
Coding region: 377-2878 (833 amino acids)
Biological process (GO): protein homooligomerization
Molecular function (GO): protein binding
Source: RefSeq, a predicted model, not a curated record